AUGCCCCUGUUUUCCUACGAAUCGGGCCUCUGCGCAACCUGCAAGGCUUGUAUGCAUGUUCGCGCAGUGGCAAUACCGAAAUGCCGCGAGCGAUUCGACAUUGAACGGAAACUCGCCAUGGACGCCACGUCUCUCGCCGCAUAUGACGACGCUAUUCUACGCGUGCAGCAAACUCUCGAAAGUCUCAAGUCGGACCGGAAGGCGCUAGAGGAAAGCAUGAGUACAAAACGCGCCAUGCUCGCUCCCAUUCGCCGUCCCCCAAACGAGAUAUUCACCAUGAUCAUCUCCUUCGCCAUCUUCAACGCAUGCUCUUCCAUGGAGGACAGCGUGCGCAUCUUCCGCCACUCCGUGUUCCGGGUCUGCCAACGCUGGCGCGAUCUUGGCUUUGCGGCCUCGCCCGUCUGGUCCAAGAUCACACUCUUCCCUCACGUUUACACUGACUGGGACGACAUGAUGCGACUAUGUCUUGAACGCUCUAAGGCGCACCCUUUGGAUAUCUAUCUAUCCAGUGGCAGACGAAGCACAAAACCUGGACGAUAUUCAUGGAGCGAUGAGAUCACACUCAGCAACCGCGACAUCAAGGCGCUGCAUGAUCUCGUAGCCUGCUCGACACGCUGGAGAUGUGUACGACUGGGGACCUUCCGCUUUCCGGACGAAAUUCUAAAGCGGGAGACGCCUUUGUCGCUUCCGCAGCUCACCUCUCUCUUUCUGGAGAAACCGUACUAUGUGUAUGGCGUACCUGGCACCGGCAGGUUCAAAGUUCCUCUGUCCUACGAACACUUGUUCUCCGACGCACCCGCGCUCAAAAAUGUCCGCAUCGAAAGGCACGAAAUUCAACAUCUUCGUCUGCCGUGGUCUCAUCUUACGCGGCUAUACAUCGCCCGAAACUUGGAAGAGGACGUUGAGCACUGGCUCACCGCCUUACGCCAAUGUCACUCGCUGCGUUCUCUGACGCUCGAGGAUACGCUCACUACCAUCAAAAAUGGAACCCAACCCAUUAUUUUGCCAUGUCUUCAAGAUUUGGAUUUGCGAACGGGUGCAUGGGGCAUCCUUCCCUACCUCUGCGCUCCGAUGCUGCAGGCUGUCAAGCUCGAGCGCGUCGUAUUCUUCAACUUCUCGGAGAUUGAGCCUCACCCGUACCUCGAAGCCCUCAAGCGCUGCGUGCUUCAGAGCGGCACCCGCGUCUCACGAUUGAGCCUCGAGGUGACCGCCUACGACGGCGUCGUGUUCAACUGGAAGGAGAUCUUCGAACCAUACCACAGCACCCUCACGCACCUGGCGAUCAAAACCAGCCCCAAAGCGAUGUACUCCCUCAUCUGCACGCUCGCCGCCAAACCAGACGUUCUUCCCCACUUGACUUUGCUCACGCUGCCCGAGUUCAAAAUCGACACUGAAAAGGCGUUCGCUGCGAUGGUGCAGCUCAUCGAUUCUCGCGCUAUCCUGGAGGAAAUCGAAGUGUACCCCGUGGAAGGAUACGCAGAGUAUCUUGACCGGUUGCAAAAAUCCAGUCUGGCGAUAUACUUUCGCCCUACCAACUGGCGUUCUGCGACUACCACCGAAAGGGCGCGUGCAGAAGAGGAGACUUGGAUUAUGGACCCCGUGCCAUCCACUAGGGUGCCAAUUGCUGUAUGGCACCCUCCUCUUCAAUGACGAGGAGUAUUGAGCGCACGCUUCAUACUCACUUUAACGCAG
Molecule: messenger RNA, 1692 nt
Organism: Schizophyllum commune H4-8
Lineage: Eukaryota; Fungi; Basidiomycota; Agaricomycetes; Agaricales; Schizophyllaceae
Exons: 3
Coding region: 1-1650 (549 amino acids)
Source: RefSeq, a predicted model, not a curated record